UAUAUAUAAUAAUUUAUUCUCCCACACGGAGUUUUCGGCGUCAACAGUCCGAGGUCCACCAGCUGAUCACCACAACACUGCACUGCGGCAGGUGUACCCCAGGAUCUUAAGUUAAUGAGACUGCAUGAUGGAGUUUGUCAUUGGUGCUACAGCAGCUUGUGGUGCUUGCUUGAUGUCCAACCCCAUGGAUAUGCUCAAGACCCGCAUGCAGCUGCAAGGAGAACUGAAAGCUCAUGGACACUACACAGUUUAUUAUAAGAACAUAGUUCAUGCUGGUAUUGCUGUUGCUAAGGCUGAGGGCCUGUCUGGACUUCAGAAAGGACUGAUGCCAGCUCUUGGGUAUCAGGUGAUUAUGAAUGGAAUAAGAUUUGGAUUAUACAAGAGAAUCCUUGACUCCGGGGUCAUAACUCGUGCAGACGGAAAUGUAUCAACCUUGGGUUGUGUUGCUGCUGGUGCUGGUGUGGGUGUGAUUGGAGGAUUUGUCGGAAGUCCUCUGUACUUGGUAAAAACUCAUUUGCAAUCUCAAGCAGCAGAAUCCAUUGCUGUUGGGCACCAGCAUAAACAUCAAGGUGUCUUGCCUGCUUUGUUUAGAAUUGCAAAGGCAGAUGGUAUUAGAGGUUUGUGGCGAGGGGCAUCUACGUCAGUGCCUCGAGUUGGAGUAGGUUCUGCAUCGCAGUUGUUUACUUACACCAAGAGUAAAGACUGGCUGGACCAUUAUGGGUUGUACUCACGAGACAGUUGGCAGAGCACCUUUUUUGGAGCUAUGGCGAGUGGCCUGGUUAUAUCAAGUUGUAUGAGUCCCUUUGAUGUUAUUGCUACAAGAAUUUACAACCAGGGACUGGAUAAACAAGGACGUGGAUUGUUGUAUAAAAGCAUAACAGACUGUGUAGUGAAGACCUUCAGAGCAGAAGGUAUCUGGGGAUUUUACAAGGGAUGGUCUGCGAUAUACUUCAGGAUUGGACCUCACAGCUUCCUCAACCUAAUGUUUUGGGACCUUCUUCAGAAACUUAUCAUGAAUCAUAAAGAGCCAAGUGGUGAUAAGAGCUGAUGAUGGGCUGAGGGGAUGAACAACUUCAACUCAGAUGGUGGUAGACUGAAGAUUUUUUCUGCUGUGCACUUUCCUUUUAUUUAUUUUUUUCUUUCUUUUCUGUUUUUUGCCUUUAAGAAAACACUGCCAUGUAAGUAAACCUGUUCUCAUUAUAAACAAGACUCAGUUCUAUGGGACCAUUCACUUAAUAAACACAUUCCAAAAUACACUGUUCCCUCACUUUGCACAGAUUAUACAGUUCUAGAACAUUACAUAAAAAAUUAGACCAGUUUGAUCUAUUUAAAGGAGGGAUUAUGCACCAGUUGCCCUCCUUGACCUCAUAUGCCACAAAUACUUAUAAUACACUGACAAAACUUGUUUGUGUUAGGUAUAAUGAAACAGUGCACACCAUAAAAUCAGUUGUGUGUGGUCACCAGUAAGGAAGGAGGGUAGAACCUAUGUAAACCAUCAUGGGUAUAACCACUCUUGGAGGUGGGAGCCGUGUCAGAUGCCCCUCUAACCACCCAGUUGCCACCCCACACAGCACAAAAACAGUUACAAACACAUGAGCACCACCACUACAAGGACUCGUUGAGUUUGUAGGUGUGUCCAAGUAAAGCAGCAGACUUCCUUGUGAGUGAAUUAUUUACCAAUUGAAUUCCAGUGUAAAACUAUCUUGCUUUUUUUGCUAAAGGCAACUUAUUUUAGAUGUGUACUACCAAGACAUAUAGGUGGAGCCCAUAUACAAAUGGAAUAAGUAGAACACACAUAAAAAGGUUCUCAAGUGAUUGAUUGGGUGAGCGAAAGACCAGUUGAGGUUUUGUAAAUCAUACAUUAGUGCCCUACCCUAUAAUGCUGUGCUCCCUCUUAGUGCUUACCUUGACAUCCAUUGUGAGUUUUGUGCCACACAAAACAUGGACUGUAGCCAUUGAACUUGCAUCAUUAUAAAUCAUUUCAUGCAGUUGUAAAUUCAUGGUAAAAGAAACACAGUACAGUACAGGGGGGCCCCCCAAAUUCGCGCGGGGGUUAAGUUUUCAAAAUGGCUGUGAAUCGCCAAAUCCGCGAAGAACAUUUGCGGACGGGGGGACAUUUUCACUUGUGUAAAAAAGAAAUGUACCAGUAUACAGUAUUCCCUUUAUGUGUUUGCCCUUAGGACAAUUAUUUCCUUUACCUGUAUUGUAUAUAUGUGUGUGUGUGUGUGUGUAAACACACACACACAUAUUUACAAUACAGGUAAAGGAAAUUACUGUCUCUAGAACAAAUGGCUCCCUGUCCCAGCCGCAAAAAUGUCGGCAACUUUAAAACUACCCAUAGACAUUCUUGGGUACAUCCAGGGUUUCAUCUGCGAAAUAAAAAUCCGGAAACUUGGGGGGCCCCUUGUAUAUCAAAAUGUAAAUUCUUGCAAUACUGUCCAAACAAAGCCAAUGCAAAUUGAGGGACAAAUGUAUUUGCAUACUGUAGUAACAACCAAUAGGACCAAUAGAACCAUAUAAUAAUAUAAGUAACAUAUAAACAAUAAAUUAAUUUUAGAAUAUUUAUUACAAGAAAUAUUAUUUCCAGAUGGCACAUUGAUUUGUAUAAAAUGAGAUAUUGUUCAUAGAUAUUUUAUUAAAAAAUAAUAAUAUUCUGUAUAUUGUCCAUAGAUACUGUACUUUAUUCAAACUGUGAUCUUGGAUAGAUCUGGUGCCUUCAAACAGGCCUUCCUCAGUCAAAAUAAUUAAUGCAUUCUUGAAAAUUAUGUCUUAAAUGAAAACAUGCUAAGCAAAAAUAAUUUCCCUUUAAGAGUACUGUACUGUACUUCCCUGUGCUUCCCUGACCAAAUAUAUUCUGAACUUAGAAAUGUUUAA
Messenger RNA from Homarus americanus (American lobster), 2874 nucleotides. Its product is annotated as solute carrier family 25 member 35-like. The coding region runs from base 125 to 1048 and encodes 307 amino acids. The transcript is spliced from 8 exons. The record is from RefSeq and is a predicted model, not a curated record. NCBI's taxonomy places the organism in Eukaryota, Metazoa, Arthropoda, Malacostraca, Decapoda, Nephropidae.